UCGGAUGGGAGUGUAAAAUAAUACCAACCAGCGGAAAAGAUGCUCGACGAGAAACUGGAAAUGUAAUGUUGACAUAUUUUUAUGCCGUGAAAAAGACUGAUUUUUAGGACACCGAUGUAACGCCUAUUAUUCUGUUGUCAGUUACAUGAACGGGAAAUAUUAGCUGCAGCUUGGACCGUCACAAAAAAUGAAUUGGGGAGAGGAGUUAUGGGACCAGUACAGUCAGCUGGAAAAACACACUGAAAAGGGAAUAGAUUUUCUUGAUAAGUACUGCCAUUUUGUGAAAGAACGACAGCAGAUUGAGCUUCAGUAUGCAACAUCAUUGAAGAGGCUUAUCAAGAGCUCUCAACCAAAGGAGAAGAAAAAUGACGAUGUCCCAUUUUCCACGGUGACGUCGUUCAAGAACAUCUUGAAGGAGCUCCAAGGCAUCGCGAACCAGCAUGACCUCAUCGCGGACGGACUUGCGACUAAGGUCACCAAGGAAGUGCAGACGGUCAUAGCGGAGGUGAAACAAGAGAGGAAGAAGCUCCUCCAAGAUGCGCGGAGCAAGGAGGCGGCCAAAGACAAAUCUAUCAAGAAGAUGGAACAGACUAAGGACACUUACAGGGCAGCUCACGGUAAUUACAUCUCAGCUAAGCAGCAGUUUGAGAAGGUAGACAGUGAUCUCUCCCAAAGCAGGGCGCAGGUUGAAAAGAGUCGACAGAAUAUGAUAUCCAAGGACCAGUCUCGAGAAGACAGCAAGAAUGAGUACAUCCUGCAGCUGACUCAAACUAACAAAGACCAACAUGAACAUUACUACACCAUACUACCCGAUGUCUUUAAUAAAAUCCAAGAGAUGGACGAACGGCGGAUAACAAAGACGAGCGAGUUGUACAAGCAGUAUGCGGACUGUCACCGCAGCGUACUCCCAAUCGUCAGUAAAUGCCUGGAUGAUAUCACGAUGGAAGCGGAGAAAAUUAGCCCUGCUGAGGAUUCUAAAAAGGUAACAACAAAGUACAAAUCAGGGCUAGUUCCACCAGACGACUUCCGGAUGUUGGAUCUCGACGAACCCAGAGACGCUACCGAGACGAAAGAACCGGACUCGGUGUCCGGGAACAGCAUAACGACCAACAACAGCGGUGGAACAGUGUCAGGAAAGAACAAAAAAACCAAAAAGGGUGGUCUCAGAUCAAUUUGGGCAAAGCGGGCACCCAGCGUUUCUCACAUCACAAAGGACGACGAACGGGGUGGAAGUAUACGCAGAUUAAAAAUCCCCCACACGCCCUCAUUUAGACGAAAGCCCGAGCCAGCAGAAGAUUUUAGCCAUUUGCAACCCCAUCAGCAACGGAGGGAACUCCAGAAGAAAAUAGAUGAGGUCCAAUUACAAGUUGACCAAGAAAUUAAGUCCAAGGAAGCGUUGAUCAAGAUGCGAGAAGUCUACACCAAGAACCCAACCCUUGGUGAUCCAGCGUCGGUAGAGAGCCAGCUAACCAUCAUCGGCAAGAAAGUGGAUUCCCUGAGACUAGAGCUGCAAAAAUACCAAAAAUACAUGGGCUAUUCAGCGUAUAGUAAUAAGACGAAUAACUCUGAAUCAUCCGAUAGUAACUAUAAAGACAAAGCCGAAGGUAAAACAGGGACCCCCGUCAGCACACCACCGAGCUCGCAGCCGAGUUCACAGCACAGCACACCAGUGUCGGACCGGUACAGCAGCGUGAAGCAAGAGGCAGCCUCCGAUGACCCUUUGCACGGAUCCAAUCAGUCGAGCCCGGUCAGGGUACCUGUCCCGCCGUUGCCCCAUAAUGACAACGCGGAGCUUGACGAUACGGAUGCGUUGACCCCGGGCGGUGAUAGCAUUACUAGCCCCGUCUCUUCCAGGCAAGAAAGUUUCUAUGAAGAUGUCGAUGAUGAUUUCGAGGACCAUCCACAGGCCAAGGCCAAAUUUGCAUUUCAAAGUGGGGAUGUGAACUCACUUAGUAUGGAGGUUGGUGAUGUACUAGAUAUCAUGGAGGAGGACACCGGCGACGGCUGGACGCGAGUCCGCAAAGGAGAUAAUGAGGGAUUUGUGCCAACAACGUACCUAGAAUUCGACUCAUGACAACGAGGGCGCUAGACCUCGUAAGAUGAUGAUCGUAUCUGGGAUAUCGUUUCUAGAUACGAUUUCGUUAAACUGAACGUCCGCCAUUUGUAAACACGUCAGCCAUGAAGAGGAGCUUAGGACGGGUCUGCGAUUUGGCGGCUACAGCCGGGGCUACGACUAGAUUUCUGCGUCAUCAUGCAUUGGGAACACCCUUUGCAACAGCCAGAGCCGUAGCUGUGGCCACCAAUUCAGAUAAGGCCUAAUGCCUUUGUGCACAGCUACAAUCGUGAGUACACAAUUUGUUCGCGUCCAUUUUAUGAACAACAGUUUGAAAACCACUGACGUAGCAGUUAUCUCAAUGUUAAUUAUACAUCAAUUAAAGGGUCUAUGUACUUUUUCCUAACACAAAACACAAUGUCCACAGAUUUACAUUAAACUUUAACAGUUU
Molecule: messenger RNA, 2504 nt
Organism: Asterias rubens (European starfish)
Lineage: Eukaryota; Metazoa; Echinodermata; Asteroidea; Forcipulatida; Asteriidae
Product: formin-binding protein 1-like
Exons: 16
Coding region: 188-2074 (628 amino acids)
Biological process (GO): signal transduction
Molecular function (GO): protein binding
Source: RefSeq, a predicted model, not a curated record